Molecule: messenger RNA, 1868 nt
Organism: Triticum urartu
Lineage: Eukaryota; Viridiplantae; Streptophyta; Magnoliopsida; Poales; Poaceae
Product: ruvB-like protein 1
Molecular function (GO): ATP binding; ATP hydrolysis activity; ATP-dependent activity, acting on DNA
Source: RefSeq, a predicted model, not a curated record
AUCUCCCCUGUCUCGGCGCCUCUCUCUACGCCCGAACCCGCCGCCGCCGCGCCGCCCGACCCCCGCCACCUUCCCACGCCAUAGCGCACCGGCCCUAACCCCCCUCGCUCUCUUCUCUGUAUUCCCCGCCGCCGCCUUGCAUUCUCCUCCCCUCACACGCCUCCGCGGCUAACCCUAGCCGCCCCGGGAGAGACAAAGAGCGCAAAAAUCGGCGGCGGCGGCGGCGACGAUGAGGAUCGAGGAGGUACAGUCGACGUCGAAGAAGCAGCGCAUCGCCACCCACACCCACAUCAAGGGCCUCGGCCUCGACGCCAAUGGGACGGCGAUAGGGAUGUCGGCGGGAUUCGUGGGGCAGGCGGAGGCGAGAGAGGCGUGUGGGCUGGUGGUCGACAUGAUCCGGCAGAAGAAGAUGGCUGGACGGGCGCUGCUCCUUGCCGGCCCACCUGCCACCGGCAAGACCGCGCUCGCUCUUGGCAUCUCCCAGGAGCUGGGCAGCAAGGUCCCUUUCUGUCCUAUGGUAGGAUCAGAAGUGUACUCUUCAGAGGUCAAGAAAACUGAGGUGCUGAUGGAAAAUUUCCGUAGAGCUAUAGGCUUGCGUAUAAAGGAAAACAAAGAAGUCUAUGAAGGAGAGGUUACGGAGCUUUCCCCAGAAGCUUCUGAGAGUUCAACUGGUGGAUAUGGAAAAAACAUUAGCCAUGUAAUAAUUGGCCUGAAGACUGUAAAAGGGACUAAACAACUAAAGUUAGAUCCUACAAUUUAUGAUGCUUUAAUCAAGGAAAAGGUGGCAGUGGGUGAUGUUAUAUACAUCGAAGCUAACAGCGGUGCAGUGAAAAGAGUUGGCAGAUGUGAUGCUUUUGCUACAGAAUACGAUCUUGAAGCAGAGGAGUAUGUGCCAAUUCCCAAAGGGGAAGUCCACAAGAAAAAAGAAAUAGUGCAGGACGUUACACUGCAUGACCUUGACGCCGCAAAUGCCCAGCCACAAGGAGGCCAAGAUAUUUUGUCCCUUAUGGGCCAGAUGAUGAAGCCACGGAAGACUGAAAUCACUGAGAAGCUACGCCAAGAGAUCAAUAAGGUGGUUAACAGAUAUAUUGACGAAGGUAUUGCAGAGCUUGUACCUGGUGUUCUGUUCAUUGAUGAGGUUCACAUGCUGGACAUUGAGUGCUUCUCUUAUCUUAAUCGUGCUCUCGAGAGCUCAUUAUCGCCAAUUGUAAUACUCGCUACGAACAGGGGAAUAUGUACUGUGAGGGGAACUGACAUGACAAGUCCACAUGGUAUCCCAGUCGACCUUCUAGAUAGGUUGGUUAUCGUACGGACACAGAUAUAUGGCCCUAUCGAGAUGAUCCAGAUAUUAGCAAUUAGAGCACAAGUGGAGGAGAUUGAAAUUGAUGAGGACAGUCUUGCAUUUCUAGGAGAGGUUGGGCAGCAGACAUCUUUGAGACAUGCUAUUCAGCUGAUGUCACCUGCUAGUGUAGUUGCCAAGGCUAAUGGGAGAGAGAAGAUCUGCAAGGCUGAUCUCGAAGAAGUCUGUGGUCUGUAUUUGGACGCAAAGUCCUCUGCUCGUUUGCUUCAGGACCAGCAAGGAAGCUACAUCACCUAAACUACUCCUGCACAAGAAUUCCCAGCCGCCGGCUCAGGUGAUUGGACUGUCUUCCCCUAGCACGACUUGGUAAGCAGGCGCAUCGACUCGAGAACACAGUUGGGGCAUUGUUUUCUUAGCAGCUGCACUCUGGACUGGACUUCCAUUGGUUCCAGUAGGACAAAUCGGUUCUGGUCUAUGGCUUCUCGCAUUUCUGUUUGCUGAUUAGAUCAUGUAGGAAUUAUCGUGUACCUUCGUUGCCCAUGCUAAUUGAUGGCUAGAUCCCGUUUUC